AUGCAGGUCUCUACUUAUCUUCCAAUCUUACCUAAGGAGCCGGACCCCUCGGGCAGCAACAUCUUAGACGUGGCUUUCCUGUUGAUGCCCGGCAUGGUGGGUCCCGGGUUUGCGGGGUUUCCCGAACAGCUCCGUAAUCUUUGGUGUAUUUAUUGGGAAGCAACUCUAUUGUCACCUUCGGUGAGCAUCAUUGUCGCCGGUGAGAGAGCACCCCCUGAAACCAGAAACCACCGAGUGGCAGCAGUGGCGGCGAUUGGCGAGAAGAUGUGCCCAUGCUUUGUGCCAGCACAUCUGGUCGUGCCCUUUGGCUUCCCAGAACAGGGACGGGAGAGAGACGCGUCUACACCUUUACCGCGAGUUCCGUUGGUGCGGCCAGCACCUGACGCGUUCAAUUCUGAACGUGAACGCACGAAGGUGAAGGUCAAAACCAAAGGCCGGCGCAAACUGCAUGUGCCACUGACUUGGGCAAGACGCUCCGCGUCCAGCCGGCUCUUCGCCGUGCUGCGGCACGGGGAGCGAGCAGAUAUCCUGGGCGCCCACGUCAAUGGCGAGACCUGGUCAAUGUUGGAGGAGUCCAAAGAAUUCCCGAUCGACCCUCCUCUCAGCGACCACGGUCGCCACGAGGCCUCCCGAGUGGCGAACACGGUGAAGGCCUUCGCCGAGAGGAACGGCGGACAGCUGCAUGUGGUGGUUUCUUCCGUGUACAUGCGGUGCGUGCAAACGGCUAUAGAGGUGUGCAAAAAGCUUGGCCCUUCCACCAAGCUCCUCUUGGAUCAUUCGCUGGGAGAAGUCUUCGGCCAUUGCGUGCUUGGAGACCAAAAACCCUCCAGCACGUGGCGGUCAAGUGAGCAUUUAAUCGGCUAUGCGCGGAGCCAGGGCAUCCGGAUCGUGAAGAAGGUCUGCGGCCCUAAGCCUGUGUGGCCCGAGACCCUUCGCAUGGCCAGGAUGAGAUAUGCUGCAGCCUUCCUGGGGUACUUGAGGCGCUCAGAGAUUUGCCGGCGAAACUUCGUGCUCGUUUCGCAUGCGGAUUGCAUCGCAUCGGUACUGGCACUCAUUCCAAGUAAGGCUGGGCGCAUGGUGGAGUCCGUGUCCACCGCAGCCUCGGUCUUCGGGUCGCUCGUUCAUACCAGGAAAGCUGGAAAGGGUGAGGUGAGUCGAGCUUCGAAUGGAUCAAUGCAGGAUUCGAGUCGCGAACGACCGGGAUGGGUGGUGGAGCUGGAUCGGAUCCAGAUGGGCCCGAGGUGGUUGGGCGGCGAGGCUGCCGCCCGUGCGGCCAAGCGCGCCAUCGAGGCCAUCCACGGUCAUGAAGAGUUGGAUCGGCGGACGUUCGACGAAUUGCUGGGAGGUUUGUCCCAGGAGCCUUUGGGUGAUAUCACGCCCAAAGGUACCAAGCGACAGGAUCCGUCGGUGGCUGGUGAGGAGGCUUGGAACUUGCCUUCGGAACACUGCGAGACGGCCUCUUUCUGCAGUUCCUCCACUUUCCUCUUUGGCGCUUCGGAGACCGGGUCGGAGUGCGAGAUUACUCCAACGUCUCCUCAUGACUUCGACUUUGAGGUGAAGCCUCACUCCUUUUGUGUGGCAGAGGCUUCUCAGUGGUCCAGCGAGCGAAAGGAAGAUGACUUGCUCCGGCGGAACCGCUUCAACACGGUGGGCACGUGCUCGAGUAGCAGCACGGUGGCUGCCAUCAUUGGAAGCCCACGCUCCAAUUCCUUGGGCCGUGUGAAGCUGCAAGGACGCAAUAACUCCGCCAUCAUGGCCAGGAGAAAGAAUCAGCACAUGACUGCAAGGACUGAAGGGAAUUUACCGAAUCUCAAGGACCUCUAGCGAAUUCUCGCAGGGGACGACACAGUGGACCAUGCAGUUUCCACGAGUCCCCGCGGAAGAACUGCAGAAGCGCAGACGUUUUGAAGGUUGCGCGGCACGCAGGUGAGGGAAGAAACAGUUGAGCAGACAGGCCAAAGAGGGAAGUGAUGCACAGCCCACUGGGUUCCCUAGUUUCCACCGGCGCCGGUGCUUCAAUGAAGGUCAAUGAAGGAGUCUAAUUGGUCAAAGGUUGGGUGGGACUGCAAGGAGGUUUUUGU
Messenger RNA from Durusdinium trenchii, 2081 nucleotides. The record is from the annotation of a GenBank genome assembly. Lineage: Eukaryota; Dinophyceae; Suessiales; Symbiodiniaceae.